GCACGUAAACAAAUCCACGUGGAUAUCCAACUCAGUUCCUCGCAUUUAUCAGAAAUAUGCCCUCCAAACGAAGGAUCGGUGUCGUUGGCUAUGGUCAUCUCGGCCAGUAUCUUGUUGAUUGGGUGUUGGGCAGAGAUGACAUGGAAUUAGCUUUCGUUUGGAAUAGGACCAUAUCAGCUAUAGAAGGAAAAGUUGACAGAAAAUACAUCUUAGAGGACUUGGCUUUUUUUCCUGCAAGGAAUGCUGAUCUUAUUGUAGAAGUUGCACAUCCUGUCAUUACUGAAGAAUUUGGGCCUAAAUUUCUUCAAGCUGCUGACUUUAUGGUUGGUUCUCCGACAGCAUUGGCCAAACAGGAAUUAGAGGACAGUCUCUGUGUUGCUGCAAAGGAUCAUGGUCUUUACAUUCCCAGUGGGGCAUUCUGGGGCGGAGAUGACAUACAGAAGAUGGCGGACAGAGGCACCCUCCAGGCGCUGAAAGUGACAAUGACAAAACAUCCAAUCUCUUUUAAACUGAGUGGCGAUCUCAAGGCAAAGAAUGAGCAAGUCAGUGACAAACCUGUUACAUUAUAUGAUGGACCUGUGCGUGCUCUCUGCCCCCUUGCUCCCAAUAAUGUUAACACAAUGGCAGCAGCAUCUAUAGCAGCUCAUAACCUUGGAUUCGAUCGAGUUCAGGGUUGUAUUGUUUCUGAUCCAGGGUUAACAGACUGGCAUAUUGUUGAAAUAGAUGCCUGGGGUCCUGGAAACAUUGAGGAAGGGACUGCUUUCCAUGUCCACACAGUCAGAAAGAACCCGGCAAAAGUUGGUAAUGUCACUGGAAGUGCAACCUAUGCCUCAUUUGCCAGCAGCUUGAAACGUGCUUUUGGCCAAGGUCCUGGAGUUCAUCUCUGCUGACCCACCAGCUUCAAAUGUGCACGCCAUCACCUUUGCAAAGCUGUCGAAGUUGAGCAAGUAACAGAAGGAGAGUUGUCCAUCUUUGCUGCUACGGUGCAGAUAAAGUAUUUUUGGACCAGCCCUUUAUUGUACGAGACUGUAGAUGACGAUGUGUUAGAGAUCAACACAAGGGACAGGCCAAGGCUCGAUCAGCUAUGACAGACUUAUGACCAGGUGUUAUGAAACUGGCUAUUUUGUAGACCAUGGUGUGUGGAGAUUAACACUAUGGACAGGCCAAGGCCCAGUCAGCUACUACAGACUUUAGACUAACUGUAUUGAAACUGGCUAAUUUGGAUGUGAUCGCUAAAUCCAGUACUUAUUUCAUUUUACAUUUUACAAUGUAAACUUGUGUGAUGAAGCCACGAUUGUUUCCAGGAACUGUAGAUUACCUGAGUUGGAAAUGAUCAGUUAGGGCCUAUGACGCACUAAGUCAUUUUAAGGAUGUGACUGUGUCUCUUCCAUUUAGAGAAGAGCGAAGGAGGCUGAAUGUACCCUAGCUUCCCUACAUUUUCUGCCUUUAUUAGUAAAUUCUGCUGUCUUUCAGGCAUGAAUAUUUUAUAUUCGUGAGGUGUUUUCUCACGGCAGAUUGCUCAGUCAGUGAAGAAUUGUAUGAAUUCAUUUCUAUUGAUAGUCGUAUUCUAAUAAAUCUUUUUCACUCUC
Messenger RNA from Lineus longissimus, 1589 nucleotides. Its product is annotated as aspartate dehydrogenase domain-containing protein-like. The transcript is spliced from 8 exons. Gene Ontology annotation, biological process: NAD+ biosynthetic process. NCBI's taxonomy places the organism in Eukaryota, Metazoa, Nemertea, Pilidiophora, Heteronemertea, Lineidae. Gene Ontology annotation, molecular function: L-aspartate dehydrogenase [NAD(P)+] activity; NADP binding. Bases 57 to 890 code for a protein of 277 amino acids. The record is from RefSeq and is a predicted model, not a curated record.